CAAUCAGCAGUGAGUAUGUACACGUCCAUUACCGUAGAAGAAAAAAGUGACGGCAGCCUACAAGCCAAAGUCAUCCACAGUAACGCUGCUGUUGAAGUCAUGUCUGAGAAAGAGCUUGGCCAGAAGUGGGACCGCUGCCUCGCGGACUGUGCUGUCAAAGUCGGCGCUGGUCUGGGUAUAGGAAUUGUGUUCUCAGUUGUGUUCUUCAAGCGCCGGACGUUGCCCAUUGCGUUUGGCACAGGACUAGGUCUUGGCAUGGCAUAUUCCAACUGCCAGAAUGACUUGAGAUCACACUAUCAGCUGCAUAGUAAUGUUGCUAAGGAGCAGUAGAAUUGCAUCAGCUAUGGAUUCUGUCUUCUGCCUUGCUUUUCCUUCAUUUACUGGACAUGAAGCCUGACACAGAGUGGUUGACUCCCUAUACUCCAUAAUAUCUAUGUUCUUCAACAGGACAGCCUGUAUUUAUUUAAUAAAAUGUUAAAAGAUAUUUGAA
Molecule: messenger RNA, 490 nt
Organism: Myxocyprinus asiaticus (Chinese sucker)
Lineage: Eukaryota; Metazoa; Chordata; Actinopteri; Cypriniformes; Catostomidae
Product: MICOS complex subunit MIC10-like
Exons: 4
Coding region: 16-330 (104 amino acids)
Cellular component (GO): mitochondrion; MICOS complex; mitochondrial inner membrane
Source: RefSeq, a predicted model, not a curated record